AUGACUCGUUCGUUGUCAAUCAUCUUGUUCGCAGCAGUGGCAGCAGUGGCCAUGAUGGCCUCUCAAACAGUGGACGCUCAGGCGAGUAAGCCCCAGUGCGCACCCAUCCACGCGCUCUACAAGACCUUCACCAACCCGUGUACCAAGGACGGCUCCCUUAUUCCCAACUCUGAUGCUGAUCCGCGGUGGCUCCUUUGUGUCUGCAAGCCAGGAUUCUUCCCAGUCGCGCAGGCAGCCGAAAGUUGUGUCUUGACCGGCGUCACUCAGGAACCUUCGGUCACCGCCGCAGGACUGGACACCAUCUGCAAAGGCACCGCCAACUACACCGCCGCAGAUAAACAGACCCCCCCUGCAGAAUUAUCCACCGCCGUCGCCUCGGCCUCUGCCCUGGCUGCUGCCCUGCCCACAGCCACCGCUGGUGCUGGUGAUGAUAUUUCUGGCGGCAGCGCUUCUGGAGGAUCGGGUACUUCUGGAGCCUACAAGAUGGCGGAUGGGUCUUUGUCUGUGGUCAUGGUUGGCAUGACUGCCUUUGCUGCUGUCGUGCUGGCCACUGCUGCUGCCUUCUAA
This is a messenger RNA of Linnemannia hyalina, 567 nucleotides long. NCBI's taxonomy places the organism in Eukaryota, Fungi, Mortierellomycota, Mortierellomycetes, Mortierellales, Mortierellaceae. The record is from the annotation of a GenBank genome assembly.